This is a messenger RNA of Paramecium octaurelia, 1081 nucleotides long. NCBI's taxonomy places the organism in Eukaryota, Ciliophora, Oligohymenophorea, Peniculida, Parameciidae. The record is from the annotation of a GenBank genome assembly.
AUGAAUUACCUCAUAAUAGUCACUCUUAUCUUAUUCACUGCAGCUGAUAAAAUCACAUGUCCACUUGAUAUUGACAAAUCAGUAUUAUGUCCAAAUGAUAAUCAACCUGUUUGUGCGUUUACAUAAGAUGGAUCUGUAAAUCUUACACUUAUAUUAUAGUAAUUGGGAUCAUUUGAGAAUCCUUGUCUUGCUUGUCGAGCUAAUAACGCAAGUUAUUAUGAAACUGAUGAAUGCAUCGUGACUUCAGCAUCUUUAGAGUCAAUCAAUCCAGGCUCAGGAAAUACUUCAACAACAAACAAGUAUCAAAUAUUCAAAUGUGACACUAUAAAAUCUGAUAAUAUCGGAUGUCCUGCUGUGUAAUAUAUUAAAUCUUAAUAUACUUAGUUAUAAACCUACUUGUGGAUUGUUCGAUUCUACCAUUCAAUGCAUAUAAGCUCCAUGUGGUUUAACUUUUGGAAAUGAAUGUGAAGCAUGUUCUGCUAAAAACAUAGAUUCCUAUUUUUACGGGAAAUGCGAUGAAAUUCCUUCUGAGUAUCUUUAAUUUUUAUGAUUCUAGUAAACCAAAAAAUCCUGUUGAUGAUAUCAUAAUCAAUUGUACUGAACCCAGACCAGAAAUUUGUACUCUAGAAUACACAGAAACAUGUGCUUUCAUUUCCACGCCUUGUUUAUCUGAAUCUUGCAUGAAAUCUGCUGGAAACUAUUGUGAAGCUUGUUCUAGAAAAGAAGUAGUCGGAUAUGUGAAGCAAUCUUGUUCUAAUUACCUGUAAGCAUUUAUUUUAAUUGGUUUAGAAAUAAGUUUAUAGAGGAUUACGACUAUCCAGAAUACAAGGAUAACAACAAAAAUUAAGAAAAGCGUUUUUGCAGUACGUAGAAACCAAGUUCUUGUGAUGAUGUUGUGAAAGAAGUGUGUGCAACAUAUAAUUGCAAUGAUACCACUUGUCUUAAAGAAUAUUAGAAUGAGUGCUAGGCUUGUUUGGAUUCAACAACUGUCUCAUAUGUUUCUGGCAAGUGUUAAAGUUAGACUCUAUCUGGAUCUGGAUAUAUACUGGGUUUGGCCUUAUUUGCUCAGAUUUUUAUGUGA